Vitis riparia (riverbank grape) is the source of this 2124-nucleotide messenger RNA. RefSeq names its product protein ABC transporter 1, mitochondrial. The coding region runs from base 39 to 1790 and encodes 583 amino acids. Gene Ontology annotation, molecular function: kinase activity. The record is from RefSeq and is a predicted model, not a curated record. The transcript has 8 exons. Lineage: Eukaryota; Viridiplantae; Streptophyta; Magnoliopsida; Vitales; Vitaceae. Gene Ontology annotation, biological process: ubiquinone biosynthetic process.
AGGAGAAGUUGGAUUUGUUGGGGUGGAGUGGCGCCAGAAUGGGUACUUGGACGAGGCUGGUGAAUGGCUUGUCGCUGAUCGCCAAGGAGGCUGUGAAGCGUUCGGAAGUUCUGGACAACGCCAGAGCUGGAGAUUUGGAAACCCUAAUUUCAUCGGCGGUGAAGAAAGCCGUUGUCACAGCAACAGAUGCUUCCGGCCUUACAAAAGGGAAGGUUCGAGAGUUUUCUAUACCGGCCACCUCCUACGCUUCCGACGAGUCCGAUGUUGCUAUCACGACGCAACAGGUUUCUGAGAAUGCAAUCGAACUGGAACAAGUCUCUGUUCCGGAGAGAGUUCAAGAUUCCAAUGCUCAGCAGAGUGCCAGUGCUUCGGAGUCUGAGGAUUCGGGUGGGAAUGUAGAUGUGGUUGUGAAGAGGCGGAAGCCGAGGGAGAGGAGAGUUCCUUCAACGCCUUUUUCCCGGGCCCUCGGGUUUGCUGGAUUAGGGGUUGGUAUUGCAUGGGGAACGAUUCAGGAAUCUGCGAAGAGGAUCGUCUUUGGGACGCCUAAUUCUCAAGAUAAGCAAUCUGCUGUUUCCCCGUUCUUAUCCGAGAAAAAUGCAGAACGUUUGGCUCUUGGUCUGUGUAGAAUGCGUGGAGCGGCUCUUAAGUUAGGGCAGAUGUUGAGCAUACAGGACGAGACCCUUGUACCUGCUCCGAUUUUGGCUGCAUUGGAUGUAGUCCGUCAAGGAGCUGAUGUGAUGCCAAAGAAACAGCUCAGUCAAGUUUUGGAUGCUGAAUUGGGUCCUGAAUGGAAGUCAAAGUUAACCAGUUUUGAUUACGAACCACUGGCUUCUGCCAGUAUAGGCCAGGUGCACAAAGCUGUAACAAAAGAUGGUUUGGAGGUUGCGAUGAAAAUUCAGUACCCAGGUGUUGCAGAUAGCAUUGAAAGUGAUAUUGAAAAUGUCAAACUGCUUUUGGAUUAUACAAACCUAAUUCCAGAAGGACUUUAUCUUGAUAAAGCUAUGAAGGUGGCAAAGGAGGAAUUAUCUCGUGAAUGUGACUAUGAGCUGGAAGCUACAAAUCAAAAACGGUUUCGUGAUCUUCUAUCCAAUUCCAAAGGGUUUUAUGUUCCAAUGGUUAUAGAUGAUAUUUCAAGCAAAAGAGUUUUAACAACAGAACUUGUUUCUGGAAUUCCUAUUGACAAGGUGGCUUUACUAAAUCAGGGAACUCGUAAUUAUGUUGGGAAAAAGUUGCUGGAGCUAACUUUGACGGAGCUAUUUGUCUUUCGUUUCAUGCAGACAGAUCCUAAUUGGAGUAACUUCUUAUAUGAUGAUGCCACAAGAACAAUAAAUCUCAUAGACUUUGGAGCGGCUCGAGAUUACCCUAAAAGAUUUGUUGAUGACUAUUUAAGAAUGGUUUAUGCAUGCGCAAAUGGAGACAGAGAUGCAGUAAUUGAGAUGUCACAGAGACUUGGGUUCCUUUCAGGAAUGGAAUCAGAAAUAAUGAUAGAUGUUCAUGUUCAGGCUGGCUUUGUUGUGGGAUUGCCAUUCUCCAAGCCUGGUGGCUAUGAUUUCCGGUCCAGCAAUAUUACUCAAAGCAUCACAAAUCUUGGGGCAACAAUGUUGAGGCAUAGAUUGAGACCACCCCCUGAUGAGGUGUAUAGCCUUCAUAGGAAGCUUUCAGGCGCUUUCUUGGCUUGCAUCAAGCUUGGUGCCGUGGUACCAUGCAGGGAACUGUUACUUCAAGUAUAUGAGCAAUAUCAAUUUGGUGAAGAAGGUGGAGAAAUCUUGUCAAGCGCCUCAGUUUCAUGAUAACUAAUAUAAUUUUUUCCGUUUCAUUGAUUUUUUGCCCCGUCUGUAAUAAAUCAUGGGAUGCAGAUGAGCAUCCCAAGCAGCUGAGUAGAAUGCCCCUGCUACAUUAAUGGGGCGAUAGAGUCUGCGGUUACUUAGCUGAAAUUAAGUGCAAUCUCUUAUAUUUCAUGCCUUAAAAGGUUUUUAUCUGUGAGGAACGUUAUAGUUCAUGGUGUUAUACAUACACUAUGGCAACAAAUAUUCAUAUUUGAGUUUGUUCUCUCUGCAUUCUUUUAAAGAGAACACAGACAAGCACUUUUAAUUUUAUGAAAGUUCCUCGUUCCUCUUCCAGGAA